Letharia columbiana is the source of this 2445-nucleotide messenger RNA. RefSeq lists its product as uncharacterized. Gene Ontology annotation, molecular function: mRNA 3'-UTR binding. The transcript has 7 exons. Bases 1 to 2445 code for a protein of 814 amino acids. The record is from RefSeq and is a predicted model, not a curated record. Lineage: Eukaryota; Fungi; Ascomycota; Lecanoromycetes; Lecanorales; Parmeliaceae. Gene Ontology annotation, cellular component: cytoplasm. Gene Ontology annotation, biological process: post-transcriptional regulation of gene expression.
AUGGCUGGGCUCCCUUCAAACGGCUCCCCUGCUGCACGCGGACGUGUUUCAACAACACAAUUUGCCGUCCACGAUGAGACGGACCAUCAAGACAACUCGAUGUCUUCGCGUCAAGCAAGCUCGACGUCGAAGCAAGGUGUCAGCAAGCACGGUAUCACCACCAAUGAAGGUCCAAUGCCCUUAUCAACCUCGAAGCUUGGGAACUUACAGCCCACUCCAGGUCCUUCUAGUGGUUCCAAGAAGAUGAAAGUCGAGCACUCUGCCGCCGCUCUCCAUGAUGAGAUGCAGCCGGACUCCAUGGACUCCUUACUUGCGAAGCUUUCAGAGCAACAGGCUCUACUUGCGAAGCAGAAGACAACUCUGCCGACCAAAGGAGACAUCGAGAGCCAUACAAAAGAAGGAUCCACUGCCAGCUCGGCCCUGUUGACUCCAGCUUCAGAAUCUUUCAGCUACACCAAUACCGCCAAUGCCGCCAAUGACGAAGAUGACAAGUUACGCAUCGAGGCAUCGGAGAUGGCACGCCUCAAGAAAGAACUCGAUGACGCCAAAGAUCAAAUUGCACGCCAAAAGCACGAGCUUGAUCAGACCCGCGUGAUCAAGCACACCUUCGACCAAGCAAUGGGACCACCCUCCGAAGUUGCACUCAGCCCUAGGACCGAUGUUACUGAUCCGACCAAUGCGUUUAUGACUUCCAACCGCCCUCUCGGCACAGUCCAGGGACACUGGGGUCAUGAAGAUGCCCGUUCUGAUGGGUCUGAUGUGGUCGGUCCAUUCAAUGCUGUAGCAAAUGCCUGGUCCAAUCCUUCUCGGCCCAGCUUCAAUGCCGCACUACAACCAGACUCAGGCUGGGGCCAGCCGGGACCUCGUUCGUGGGGCCAGCGAGCGAUGGGCAACGCGUUGCCUCCACCAGUAUUGGUAUCUCAGCAAACACCAAUGCAGCAACGCAACUAUUCUGUGCCGGUCUCACCAGUGUCAGGCGGAGGUGGACGUGGGAUGAAUGACUUCGGUCAAUUCAAUCAAGCUCGAAGCUACGGCCAGAUGAAUCCUCGGGACAAUCGCAACGCUCCAUCAUACCAGCGUGGCAAUGGAUGGGACGUAUACACAGGUGGCCCUGGUCCCAUGGAUGGUAUGAACCUUGGUAGCAUGAGCCCUAGCUCUACAUACCAGCCCUUGAAUAUGUAUCCAUCAGCUUACCAGCCACGGCCAAUUGGCACGCCUCUCUCCCCCACGGCAGCUGAGUUUAGGGCUGGCCAAGCUUCGGCUAACCCUUGGAACUCUGCUCCUCCCGCUUCUCCUGGACAAACAUACGUCUCACCUAUGGAGCCUCUCAAUUACCGUCGCCUCCUCGACCGUAGCGUGACUUGCAACUGGAAGUACAUAGUCGACAAGAUCGUUUGCAACAAUGAUCAGCAAGCCUCGAUCUUCCUACAGCAGAAGCUCAAAGUUGGCACAGUGGAGCAGAAGUACGAGAUCAUUGAAGCUAUUGUCGCACAAGCUUAUCCGUUGAUGGUCAACCGCUUCGGGAACUUCCUCGUCCAGCGUUGCUUCGAGCAUGGGACUCCAGAGCAGGUCAUUGCUAUUGCAAACGCCAUCCGUGGGAACACUUUGAGCCUCAGCAUGGAUGCAUUUGGCUGCCACGUCGUUCAAAAGGCAUUUGAUGCUGUACCCGAAGAGUAUAAGGCUAUCAUGGUUCAUGAAUUACUUCGCCGUAUCCCAGAGACAGUCAUCCAUCGCUAUGCUUGUCACGUCUGGCAAAAGCUGUUCGAGCUGCGCUGGAGUGACUCACCACCACAAAUUAUGAAGUACGUCAACGAAGCUUUGUGUGGCAUGUGGCAUGAAGUAGCCUUGGGGGAGACUGGUAGUCUGGUUGUGCAGAAUAUUUUCGAGAAUUGCCUAGAAGAGGAUAAGCGUCCUUGCAUCAACGAGGUCCUAAGCAGCAUCGACAUUGUUGCGCAUGGCCAAUUCGGCAAUUGGUGCAUCCAGCAUAUCUGUGAGCACGGCCUACCAGCUGACCGUAGCCGUGCCAUCGACCAUGUUCUCCGAUACGCAACCGAGUACAGCAUGGACCAAUUCGCCUCCAAGGUCGUCGAGAAGUGUCUUAAGAUUGGUGGCGUAGAUUUCCUUGAGCGCUAUCUCGAGCGUGUCUGUGAAGGCCGGGCGGAUCGUCCUCGUAUUCCCUUGAUCGAUAUCGCAAGCGAUCAGUACGGAAAUUAUCUCAUUCAAUACAUCCUCACCCAUGCGAACCCAAACCAUCGUGACAUUGUGGCUUCUCACAUCCGCAAACACAUGGUCUCCCUACGUGGCUCCAAGUUUGGAUCUCGUGUUGGCAUGCUCUGUUGCAAUCCUGCCUAUACAACUCAUCCUGGCCCUGGGGCUGGGCUUCCAACCAAUCGAUUCUCGAGUGCUCCGAGCAGUAUUCCCCGCUUUGGCGGAGCUUACCGUUGA